Messenger RNA from Rubroshorea leprosula, 978 nucleotides. The record is from the annotation of a GenBank genome assembly. Lineage: Eukaryota; Viridiplantae; Streptophyta; Magnoliopsida; Malvales; Dipterocarpaceae.
AAGCUCCUUAAUUGCAGCCAACUCAAAGUUGGUGCUUCAUUCAUGCACUUCUCGCACUCUUAGUCUCUUUGGUUAGUUUCAAAGUGCAAUCCUGCUCCACCAACAAUAUGAAGAUCCAGUCUAUGAUUUCCUCCGGCCAACCUCAUCCUCCACCAUCUCCUCCAUUUCCUUCUCCGAUCUCAACAUCACCGAGGAGCACAACAUUGGGUUGCCGUUGCCGUAAAUGUAGAAAAUCGCGCCAGUUUUGUGUUCAUUAAGGACUUCAGGAUCGACAACAAUGACUCUACAAUUUAGGAGAUCAGGAUCGCUUUCGAGAAUCUUGAAGACGACCUUGAUUUUAUUCAUGCGAGCUUUGUUUUAAUCUUUUUUUUUUUUCUACUUUGAGUUUGCUAGCGGCUGGUCUUUGCCCUUUUUGCUUUUUAGAGAAAAGAUAUUCAUAUGAUUCCAUUUCUCUACUUUUUAUUGUCUGCAGUCAUAGCAACUGUAAUAUUUUUACAUAAACUUACAAUCCAUAGGCAUUCAUCAUAUGGCACUCUCAAUUACAUGUUUUGCCUCUUUUUUUCUUGCAAUUUCAAUAGGCUCCCUAAGCAGUAACCUAUUUGCAAAUAGUAAAAAUUCCUGUAUAAUUCAGAGGCUUAUCUUUUUUCCAUGUUGUUAUUGAAAACAGCCUUAAGCACAAGGAUCUUUUCCUCUUGCACUAUCCUCAUCCACUUUUUGUCCGGUAUUGUCAGCCAAGCUUACAUUCUUCUUCCCAGACCAUGUUGUUUAAAUUAUACAAAAAGAGAGAGGUUCGCACAUCAUUGGAUAUGUGCAGAAGGAAGAAUCAUCAUCGACAUAUGGCUUGUUGCAUUGCGCAUCCUAGCUGUUCGAGCAGUGACUGUGAAACUUGCUUUAUAUCUUCACAUACAGGUCUUUGUUUUCCCUCAUUCUUUCCUCACUUGAAAAUUGAAUUGACUAUAAUAUAUCAUUUUAAUGGAA